This is a messenger RNA of Dentiscutata heterogama, 176 nucleotides long. Lineage: Eukaryota; Fungi; Glomeromycota; Glomeromycetes; Diversisporales; Gigasporaceae. The record is from the annotation of a GenBank genome assembly.
AAAAAACAAAUACUGAAGUUUUUGAAAUUUUAGUUAAUAAAUAUUUAAAUUUAGAUAAAGAUGAUUUUGUUGAAAUUACUAAAGUAGAUUUAAAUGAAAAUAAAGAAAAUACUAAUUUAAAAACUUCUUUAACAAAUCAAUUACAAGAAGAUAUUGAAUGGAAUCCAAUUGAAGAA